This is a messenger RNA of Hyaloscypha bicolor E, 714 nucleotides long. RefSeq lists its product as uncharacterized. The annotation marks the transcript as partial. The record is from RefSeq and is a predicted model, not a curated record. NCBI's taxonomy places the organism in Eukaryota, Fungi, Ascomycota, Leotiomycetes, Helotiales, Hyaloscyphaceae. The transcript is spliced from 2 exons.
CCAGGUGCCACCACUUCGAUAUCGACGGAUCUUCCCCCGCCGAGCACCAACAGCAAGGCCUGCAUGGUUUGCACUCCCUAUGCCAUCAACGAGGAUAACUGCAAUACCAUCCCGAAUUGCUCGCCACAGAUUGCCGUAGCUACUGUCACUGUGGGCAGUGCUCCCGUGCACGUGGGCACCUUGACGGGCGUGGCCCUUUACACAGCUGCCGAAAUUGGCGGCGUCCCAUAUGUCGACCCUGGCGAGUCACUAGACUCUGGAUCCCUCAUCGUCAAAGUGCCCACGAGCGGGUACAACCUCACCUCACUUCGUGACGCCAUGAUCGCGUCAAUUGCACUGUCGAUCCAGACCUCGGCCACUGGCAAGAACUGCUUCAACGUGACCUACGAGGUAGAAGAGCUGAAGCGCCGCGACGGCCUCCUGGGCUGGGUCGACGAGGCGCUGAGGACCUCGCGCCGUUUGCUCGGCUUCCGGGAUCAUCUCGCUCCAAGGGAUCGCCCCUAUCUGAGCACGGAGCAUAUGACAAUGUGCAACGGGGCGUAUUUCCAUACCACGAACUACUAUGACCCGUUCUGGCGGACGGCACCGCAGCCAGGUCCGACCGAUUUCAUCAAUGCACUGUUCACAUUCGAGGCUUCGAACAGCGAUCAGUUCCUCUGCGAGUUCAUUGACAUGCUGGUGGAUGGGUUAACGGCGUUGGCUCCAGAAUUUGCG